UGAAAAAAAGAAACUGAAACUCUGUUCGUGUGACAGUGAACAACAACAGUCAGAAUGGCUCAGAAGGGAGUUCUGUUGGACCAGGACCAGUUCUGUUGUUCUAUCUGUCUGGAAUUACUAAAGGAGCCGGUCACUAUCCCCUGUGGACACAGUUACUGUAGGAGCUGUAUUCAGAGUUGCUGGGAUCAGGAUGAUCUGAAAGGGGUCUACAGCUGUCCUCAGUGCAGACAGACUUUUACCCAACGACCUACUUUAGGGAGAAAUAACAUUUUGGCAGAGGUGGUGGAGAAACUGAAGACAGGACUCCUGCCUUCUACCAGUAGUCUGUGCUAUGCUGGACCUGGAGAUGUGGCGUGUGAUUUCUGCACCGGGGCCAGAAAGCAAAAAGCCCUCAUGUCCUGUCUGGUGUGUCUGGUGUCAUCCUGUGAGACUCACCUCCAACCUCACUAUAAUGUCCCAGGACUGAAGAAGCACACGCUGAUCAAAGCCUCCUCACAACUAAAGGAGAAGAUCUGCUCCCAACAUGAUGAACUGCUGAAGAUUUACUGUCGUACCGAUCAGAAUUUUAUCUGUUAUUUGUGUAUGAUGGAUGAACAUAAAGGCCAUGAGACAGUGUCAGUGGCAGCAGAGAGGACAGAGAAACAGAGUCAGCUGGGCAUGAGUCAGCAGAAAGUCCAGCAGAGAAUCCAGCAGAGAGAGACAGAGUUGAAGGAGCUCCAACAUGCUGUGGAGUCUCUCAAGCUCUCUGCACAGACAGCAGUGGAGGACAGUGAGGAGAUCUUUACCGAGCUGAUCCGCUCCAUUGAGAGAAGGAGCUCUGAGGUAAAGGAGCUGAUCCGAGCCCAGGAGAAGACUCAAGUGAGUGAAGCUGAAGGACUCCUGGAGCAACUGGAACAAGAAAUAGCUGAUCUGAGGAGGAGAAGCACUGAGCUAGAGCAGUUCUCACACACCGAGGAUCACAUUCAUUUCCUCCAGAGUUAUCGGUUUCUCUCCUGUUCCGGCAUAUCUUCAGACAUACCCAGCAUCGUCGUUCAUCCUCUUCAGUACUUUGGAGAGGUGAAUAAGGCUUUGUCUGAGCUAAGAGAUAAACUAGAAGACGUCUUUAAAGGAGAAUGGACCGAGAUCUCCACCACAGUGAAUUCAAUAGAGGUUCUACUACCUCCGGAGCCCAAGACCAGAGAACAGUUCUUAAAAUAUUCCCGUCAGCUCUCACUGGACCCAAACACAGCACAGAAAUCCCUCUCUCUGUCUGAGGGAAACCGAAGGGUGACAGUGGAAAAAAGUGUUACAGAUUCAAAUCCUGAUCAUCCAGAGAGAUUUGCUUUCUGGUGGCAGGUGCUUUGUAGAGAGGAUCUGUCAGGACGCUGUUACUGGGAGGUGGAGAGGAGUAGGGGAACAAUUUUUACAGCUGUUUCCUAUAAGGACAUGGGAAGAAUAGGUAGAGAUAAUAAUUCCAGACUUGGAUAUAAUGACAAGUCCUGGGGUUUAGAGUUUUCUGGUGAAGGUUGUUAUAGUUUCAGACACAAUAAUCUUGAGACUAAAGUGUCAGGACCAAAGUCCUCUAAAGUAGGAAUGUUCCUGGACUAUAAGGCAGGUACUCUGUCCUUCUACACCGUCUCUGACACAAUGACCCUCCUCCACAAAGUCCAAACCACAUUCACUCAGCCACUCUAUCCUGGGUUAUGUGUUUGGAACCAAGGUGAUUCUGCUGAGCUGUGUCAACUGUAGAGUAUCUAAUAUUAGUGAUGAUUGAUCAUGUUCUUUUAUUGCGGUCUUUACAAUUAAUUAUUCAAAGUGAUUUCAUCAGUGAUCUAUAACAAACUGUUUCUAAAAUAAAAAAGAUAUGAAUUUCAUUAUUUACCAAAUAACCAGUCAAUCAGCGAUGAGUUCUGUUUCAGUUCCUAAAUGUUACAUGUUGGACAGGCAUUUGAUUUCCACUGGCGGGCAUGUUUAUCCUACCUACCAAUGUAUUAUUGUCACUUCAGCACCAGGGACAGAAAGCAAAUCAUUUUAGCAUGCAUGGCUUACUGAGACUAUAUAAUGGCAAAAUACAGCUGUCAAUCAAAUUGGAAAGCUUAAUAAAGCACAUUAUUGAUCGCAUUUGCAGAUGAAGGUAAUAGCGCUACAUUCCCAACAGUAAUUAACAGUGUUAACAGUAACAGUUUUGGGAAGCAUCUUAUCCAAACUAUUUUGGGGUAAGACUAAACUAAAUUAAUGUUUUCUCGCUGGGUGGGGGGGCAUUGUCCCCGAAUGCCCGCUGAGCCGCUGGCUCUAUGCCUAUUGUGCAUUUGAUAUGGUCAAAUAAUAUUACACAAUUCUUGGAAAAAACUCUUACCUCUCAGGAAACCACAGAGUAUACAGACUAUAUCUGUUUUAUUAAGUAAUACAUUUGUGACAGUGUAACAAAAUGUAAUUAUUUUAGCAACACUUUUUUGUUGUUGUGUUCAUGCACUUGCCUUUUUGUGUGUGUGUGUGUCUAAGCCACAGACAUCAUUGGUAAAUGUUUGCUCCAUUUGGUUUUAUUAAUACAGGUGCCUUGCAUUAAUACAGGUGCCCCCGCCCCCCAUUUUGUUGCAUAACAACCCGUAUUUUAAAUGGAUUUAUAUUUCUUGUAGUCCAAAUUAGUGAAAUGAAAUUAAAAAAGCACUUGUUUAAAAAAGAUUAAAAACUGAAAAGUGUAUGUAUUCACCUGCCUUUGCUAUGAAGCCUCCUAAGUAAGAUCUGGUGCAACCAUUUACCUCCAGUCACAUAAUUAGUUAAACGUAGUCCUCCUGUGUGCAAUUUAAGUGUCACAUGAUCUCAGUACACCUGUUCUGAAAGGCCUCAGUCUCUGCAACACCACUUAGGAAGUGGCAUCAUGGACACCAAGGAGCUCUCCAAACGGGUCAAGGUUGGAUUAAAAAAAAUAAAAAGACUUUGAACAUCCCACGGAGCACCAUUAAAUCCAUUCUAAAUCUAACUCAAUUUUACUACGUUUCUGUCCGAUAAAGCUUAAAAUACCAUAAGUAUAUAUUUUUAGAACUUGUAUUAGACCUCAUGUCUUUUCAAAACAAAAAGCAAGGUUCACACUGUUGACCUCUUUUUUUGUCUGAUACUGAAAAAUGUGGGAGUCAGUCUUUUCUAAGUGAUGUAGAUCAUCUUCCAAAAUAUUAAGCUUGCUAACCCAAGUCUUUGCUAAUGUCUUUUGAUUUGUGAAGAGUGAAAUGAGCCUUUAUCAUUCAACCUCUUUUCACCCAUUUUGAUCAUCAGGAGCAAGUUAGAGCUAACAUUCUGCUCUCUUGAUUGAUGGUUUAGGACAUGG
Molecule: messenger RNA, 3301 nt
Organism: Esox lucius (northern pike)
Lineage: Eukaryota; Metazoa; Chordata; Actinopteri; Esociformes; Esocidae
Product: tripartite motif-containing protein 16-like
Exons: 6
Coding region: 55-1728 (557 amino acids)
Molecular function (GO): zinc ion binding; protein binding
Source: RefSeq, a predicted model, not a curated record